AUGGGAAAUUGCAUAAAGCCUAGCGCAAGAAGGCAACAUGAAGAGGAUGAUAACAUGAAGGAGCUUCACCAGGAAAAGAAAAACUUUGAGAAAGGUUCAAGUCUUAAGGUUAAGAUCGUGCUCACAAAGGAGGAGCUGGAGUGGUUAAUGUUUCAGCUAAAGGUCAAUGGAGGAAAGAAGCUAGAAGAUGUUUUGGGAGAGAUAGAGAGAGGGAGAUCAAUGAAAGUUAAGACAUGGAAACCCUCUUUGGAGAGUAUCAUGGAAAGUCCUGAAGGGCUUGAUCAGAACGAGAGACGAGUCGUUUGA
Molecule: messenger RNA, 306 nt
Organism: Populus nigra (black poplar)
Lineage: Eukaryota; Viridiplantae; Streptophyta; Magnoliopsida; Malpighiales; Salicaceae
Exons: 1
Coding region: 1-306 (101 amino acids)
Source: RefSeq, a predicted model, not a curated record